ACAGUAAGGCGUAUCUGUUGUUUCUAAAGUUUUUCUCUAAAGAUUAUCACCAUUUCUAAUCCACUCUUCAGAAAAGUGUAAAUAUUCGUGUUCCUGUGUAUGUUUUCCUGCAGGGAGGUUAGUGGGGUUUUUCUGAGAAUCUCGAGGGCAAAAAUAGAAAAUUUUUGGUGUUGAGAAUGGCAAUUCAAGCUACUUAGUAGGGAAUGUCACUACUUGUUAGCCGAUGGUUGCGUGCCCGUUCAAGUUUUGGCUGUGUUGUUCUUCCUUGAAAUGUUGUCAUGUUUUGUGCAGCAUGUGUGCAGUGUGCAGAUUGCAUGAAAAAUCAGUCAACUAGAGGAGUAGCAAUGUGCCGAGCUUUUCAAACGACGUUGAUACUGCAGGGAUCGUGAUGCUGGCAGCCAGUGCCUGCAUUCUGCAACAUCAGUAUCUGCAACGCCGACUGGCGAGGUCUCUGCAUCGCUGCCUUCAUCGAGAGAAGCCAUGGGUCGCUGUUGCAUUCCCUACUGCCGUGGGAACUACGAUAACGGCCCUAAAGUCCGAGUGUUUUCCUUGCCACGCGACGCUGCCCGCAGAAUCGUCUGGCAAAGAGUGAUCCCUCGUCGCGACGUUGACAUCAACACAUUACGUGAUCCCAAGGUUUGCGAACUUCAUUUCAAGCCAGAAUACCUCAGGACCACGUCCAGAUACACAUCGUCUGAUGGGAUAACGGUGGAGGCACCAAUGCGAGCUACGCGUCUGACGGAAGACGCCGUGCCUACAAUCUUCCCUAACAGCCCUGCCUACGUGCAUGACCGUGCACCAGCGCGCAAUGCAUCGGCACGAAAACGAAGGAGGUUUAAAGCAUCACAUCUAGAAGAAGCAGCGCAGCUGUCACUGUCAACACACGCUGAAGAGCAGCGCAAGGACGAACCCUCAUCGUACGACGGCCUAUUUUUAUGGCUGCCAGACAUUCAGGCUGGAAAGAAGGAGCCCACCUGUUGCCACAGCCAUGGCGUAUUAAUGAAAAAUGUGGGGACGGAGGUCUCGUGGCCGUCCAUCAAGAAGGUGGAUGCCAGAGUUGGCGCGUCAACAUCCAUUUGCAUGACCAAGUCGACCCAGGCAUCGCUUCCCGCUGUCAAAGUGCACAGAUGGACGGAAACCGCCAACCUUGGUGAUUUUGGAGACAGCGACACUGACGCGCAAGAGUGUUUGGAUCCAAGUGUGAGCGGAAUGUCGAGGCUUUCGAGUGGCGAUCAGAUUAUAGGAGGGUACAAACUGCACAGCAGUGAACUAGAUGAAGCUGGAAAGAAGGAGCCCACCUGUUGCCACAGCCAUGGCGUAUUAAUGAAAAAUGUGGGGACGGAGGUCUCGUGGCCGUCCAUCAAGAAGGUGGAUGCCAGAGUUGGCGCAUCAACAUCCAUUUGCAUGACCAAGUCGACCCACGCAUCGCUUCCCGCUGUCAAAGUGCACAGAUGGACGGAAACCGUCGACCUUGGUGAUUUCGGAGACAGCGACACUGACGCGCAAGGGUGUUUGGGCUUUGGAGCAAGAGCCCGCAGCAAUAGUCACACACCAGUGUCUACUGCACCUUCCACUGUCACUGCAAGUACAGAGGGCGCCACUCAGCAGGACCAAACAGCUUCAGAUACCACCCAGUUGACUCGGAGAGUACCCCCUGAACCAAGAGUAUUCAGGAAGAUGCAGCCAGAGAACGCGACGUUAAGCAACACAGCUCCUCAGUUCAUUCCCGCAGAGUUGGCGAGCACCAAUCAUCAAGUGGCGCAGCGUCUCGCAGCCAAUGAUUUUGCAAGAGGCGACAGUGCAGUGCCAUUGGGAACCGGCACCGUCCUCGGCGAAGAGGCAUGCUCUGCCGCUUCAGCGGCGGCUUCAACGAGAAUCACCUACAGCUGCAGUUACUGUUCGCAAGAGUUUCUGGAGACACAGGACCUCACCUCCCACGUGGGAACGUGUCCAUGGCCGCAGCCACACAAGUGCCCCUUGUGUUCAAACGUGUGCUCAAACUGGACCUCGAUGCAGGACCACAUCGUCACACAUGUCAAGGAGCUAGGAAUGAAGUGCCCCUUGUGCGAGCGCGCAGUCGCCGGUGGGAAGUCGGACAUGUUGAGACACGUAAUGCGACACCUCACUUUUAAGCCGUUCGUGUGCAGCGUCUGCAAGUCGUCCUUCUUGAACGGGUACGACAUCGCCGCGCAUGUGUGUCGUCGUGCUGGCCAGCGGGGACGUUGGGCGUUUCCUCUCAGGACUACACCCACAAGUCCAGCAUCAAUGUGUCGCAACAGUUGUUGAGUAAGAGCAGUAUAAAAGAGUGUUUGUGAGCGUUGAUGAAAUUGUGAAUUCUGGACAUGAAGCAGCAUGAAAACGUUUGCCUUCAUUCAUUCAUUCAUUCAUUUUAUUAUACUGUCAGCCUCAUUUGGGCGAUUACAGGUGUGGAAGAAAAAAAAAACACUCAAAGACUAAGGCACUUGCUAUACAAACAGUGUAUAAAUAACAUACAGUAGACUCUCGUUACAUGGAACCUGA
Messenger RNA from Rhipicephalus sanguineus (brown dog tick), 2520 nucleotides. RefSeq lists its product as uncharacterized. The record is from RefSeq and is a predicted model, not a curated record. Lineage: Eukaryota; Metazoa; Arthropoda; Arachnida; Ixodida; Ixodidae. The transcript has 7 exons. The coding region runs from base 481 to 2286 and encodes 601 amino acids. Gene Ontology annotation, molecular function: sequence-specific DNA binding.